This is a messenger RNA of Chiloscyllium plagiosum (whitespotted bambooshark), 5155 nucleotides long. Lineage: Eukaryota; Metazoa; Chordata; Chondrichthyes; Orectolobiformes; Hemiscylliidae. The record is from RefSeq and is a predicted model, not a curated record.
AUUUAAGCAUUUUUUCCCUGUUUGUGAAUAGAGACUCUGGUUUGCAGGCUAGGCAUUCCUGAUGACAAUGCUGAUUUAAUAACAAGCCUUAACUGGGUUUAGAUUGUUCCACUGGCGCUUCACUAACUCUCGUGAAUAAACUAAAAUUCUCAUUGUCUGUAAAUUGUUACAUCUGAUAAAUCUGACAGCCGAUGAGAUAAAAAUGCUGUGUUUAUUUCUAAUGGUCUGGCACUCCUAUUUUGUAUAUAGUCCUAGUGCCUGUGCGGGUAGGCCAGUUUUCCCCAGCAAGAUGUUUAUGAUCCUCAUGUUGGACCUGUCAGUAGCAACCAGCUGGAGAAAAGUCUGCAGCCUCUGUACAAGUAUUGGUUUGAUUACAUGGGCAAUUUUAAAACCUGUAAAAGGCCUAUCUGGGAUUUAUUUUAUUUGUUCCUUCAUCAUGGCGCUGACUUUCCAAAGCAUCUUGUAGGAUACGUUGACAAAUGCUCUUUAGACCAGUGACCAAAUGUACAAGGCCAAGUAAUACAGACAGAAAUGGAACAUCUGUCACACAAGAAUAGGCUAUUCUCUGCAUGUUGCUUCUCCCACAGUCUCAUUCAUCAGCAUUCCAUGCCUUCCUUCUUCUAAUUCAUCUUUCUCCCUGUCCUUGUUUUUGAGGGUUGGGGCCAUGAACUUCUAUAGUCCAUUUUUUAUAAGCAAAGUACUGCAAUGGUUUGUCAUUGCUGACCAGGAAAUUGUUCUCAUCAUCUACCAUCAGGAGUAUUGGAAGGAUUUUCAGGCUGGUGAUCUUCCCAUGUGGCCAUGUUGUGAACAUAGCUUCUACAGCCAACAAAUCCCCCUAGUGUGGGCCUCAAACCCAGCUUUUGGUCCAGAGGUGAAAAUUAAAAGAGUAAAUGAACUCUGAAAUGAGGAAUUAUGGCAACUAUGACUCUCUGGGUAAAUAUGGAACCUUUCAUGGGAGAUCCACUUAUCGGGGGAAUCCUGUGAUACCACCUGCAGCCUCAGCGAGAGACGUCAACUCCAGGAGACCGAAGGAGCCAAGGCCACAUAUUUUGCAGGAUUCCACCAACCGUGGGGCAGUGCAGCCCAGAGGUGAAUAUGGGGAGACACGGACUCACUGGUGGGAAGCAGCGCCAGUCAGAGAGGCAAAGGCUUCCAAGCAAGAGGGGCACUGGGACAGAGAAGACUGGGAAAUGUGGGAGUCAAAGGAUCAUCUGGAGAUGCGCCAUAAGAGGAAGCAAGAACGUAGAAACCUGGGCAGAGAGUGGAACUCCCCAGAGCAAGUCAAAAGGUCACUAGGACAUCAGCCAAAGCCAUCCAGAUGUCCUCUGCCUCUGCUCUAUGACACAAUCUAUGAGGAAUGGGAGCCCCUCUAUAGAAGGGGUUUGCCACAAUGGCCUUCUGUCAACCAACCCGCUGAUGACAGACAAGUCGAAAUAUAUCAAUUUUAUAAAGAGCAGUCUACAAGAGACCUCUCAUCACACAAAGAGGCUUUCAAAGUAUCGAACCACAAACUGAGAGAUCCAUCAGAAAUGGCAAUGUCACUUGCCCCCAGUAGAUUGGGAGAGAAAGGUUACAAAGACCGUCCCCUGAAACCUCCAAGUUAUGAGAUGUACUUGCAGAUGAAAGUACAAGCACAACAAGAAAGGAAGAGUGCAGAGUUUGAGAAGAGCCAGAGAGGCCAGGUGAUUGAUCGACAGGUAAACAGCUUUGCAGAGCAGAAAGAGCUGCCUCCCUCUAUCUGCCAGCAGCUGUUCAGCAGAGAGAGAAGACAUCAGGGCAUAGGUAAUGUUUGUGGGUCUAAUGUGCCACCAACUUUUCAAGCCAGUAAUUAUCAGGAGUUUGAUGGGGAAAAAGACAGAAGAUAUCCUCCAAUUUCAGAAGUCGGAUUUAACCUCCCACUGGAUUGCUUUUGGAGAGCAAUUCCUGAUGGACAGAAUUGGUUGGAAGUUGGUAGAAAUGAGAAAAUGGGCCAAGUGAAUCAACAGAGAAAAUGUAUUGAUGCUGAAUGCUUUGGAGAACAGCUGCUUGCUCGCACCAGUCCUGCCAGUUGGUAUGCUGCAGAGAAGGAUGUAUGUUCUGGAGUGGUACCACACUUCAGAGAGAUUGACCUCCCAUUAUAUCCCACCCCCACAGAAAGCACCAAAGAAAAAUAUAAGCAAUCUAGUUUGAAACAUGAAGGAAUCAAAGUGCAAACUCCACAGGUUGAAUUGGAAACUUGGCCCAGAGAAAAGGAUGUGGGGAACAGAAUGAAGGGUGAAGUUCUCAGAAGCAAAAGGGGUGAAGUUGUCUUCUGUCUCGUCUCCAGAGCCAAUAGUUGUCAGUCAGCUCAAGACACUCAAUCACAUACACUCCCCAAAGUUGGCAAGGAUUCUAAUGUUCCAAGUUGGAUCAAUGAGCUUGAACCAACUCUCCUGACCCGGCAGGAUGGGAACUUUUACAAAGGGGGGAGUAAACAUGAAGUUUCAAAGUCUGCCAAUGUGGAGGUAGUAAAAGCUCUGGAUGCUGUGCAAGGUUAUGUCAACCCAAUCAGACUGCAGGCUUGCCUGGAUGGGCCAAAAUAUACAAGCAUCUACUGUGAUAGUGAGAAUCCCAGAGCCCUGAACAUGACUUGUGAUCCAAGGGAUGGCCUCCAUUUCACAACCAGACACAGGCAGAGGCCUUUGUCCCCAAGGCAGCUGCUGUCUUUUGAUGCUGGAGAGGAGCUUAGGAGUUACAGAAACCCUGAUAUCUCGUCAAGCAGAGAGGCCUGGGGGUUUCAGCACAGUGGAGCUGACAAUUCCUUAAAUCACCUGCAGGUGACCGGGCAAGAAGCUGGUAUACAGUGGCACAGAGCGCACCUGAGAAAUGAAGUGGGGCAAAUUGCUCUGUCUCCCAAUAGGAGGAACAGACUGGACCGCUCAACUGCCUGGCACCUCAUGCAACAUGUUGAGGCACCUAGAAGGAGAGUAGCCUGGGCCAAUAGAGAGGAUGUACAGAGAGAGAGAAAACUUCCUGAAUGGAAAGAGCCAAUGGGCUCUGCUCUGAAGACAGGACAGCUGAUCAGACAGAGAGCAGAGAGAGAGGGCCCGGAUCAGAAUGGGCUAUUUCUUAUUGAUGCCAGCUCUGCCAUUGUUAAGGUGCAAUAUAUUUCUUCGCCAGAGCCAGAACGAGUGAGAUUUUCAUCACCCAUUCAAGUUGAAGAUUCAUUUAAACGUGCUACACUCCCUGAUAGCAGCAAGGGCAGGAAUUUAAAUGCAGAGGGGCAAGAAUUCAGUCACACUGUGACAUCCCCACUUAAAAAUAUUGUAAGCACCAGUAACCAUUCCUUUGGGGCUCAUGUAUCAGAUUCUAUUAGUAGCAGCGAUUGGCAACAUAGUAAAAAUAUUCCAGAGGAAAGUGGAGACCUGUUCCCACCUCCCAGGAUGAAGGAGAGCAUAAAGGAAAGGAGCAUCCGGAUAUUGGGUCUGCCCAGGAUGGAGCCAGAUUCAGUGGAAGUACAGGCCAGGGAGAGUGAGCCAGAGGCCAAGGAGAACGGGGCAGUUGCCAAUGAAGUGAGUGAGCAGAAUGAGCCUCAGACAGAGAGCAAACCAGAGCCACGGUCUGGUGAUGACACGGUGGAUCAUUCCGAGAUAGUACAGGAUUGUAUUGGAUCGGAAACUGUGGAACCAGCAACUGCUGAGAGGCUGCAGCUUCCCACUGCUGCUCACGCUUCAUCGCUGCUUGAGGUUAUGUGCAGUGUGCCUCAGACAGGGGCCAGUGAGGAGAAAUCCAGCCAGCUCGAAAUCCCACAUGAACCCCCAUCCCUGUUCCCUGAGGGUCACGGCUCCAGCAGCGGAAUUGAGGGCGAUUCCGGGCACGCAGCUCCUCGGGAGCUUGGCAAUCCGAAUCCAGCAGUCGAGGAGUUGCAGGGUAAGGUGCUGCGAUCAAUUUUGAAGCUCCGCCGCCACAUGGCUCCUGACUCGGAGUCGGAUGAUGAAGAACAGGAACGCCUCCUAGCGUCCGCAGUAAUAACUGGCGGCAGGGCAGCAGCGAGCCAGCCGCUUGCAGAGGGAGGGGCUGGCGAUAGUGUUGGCAGAGAGCGAACCUCUUCCGGAGUCGCGAGUCGACAGCGGAGCAGUGAGCCGCAGGGAGUGGCGAACAUAGCGUCGGCGACUCACUGCUGGCGAGACGCCAACGAGGCGCUAUCUCUGUCGGAGAGCGUUGUGUCGGAACGGUUGGAGGACCGAGCUGAAAGUCAACCGGGAGCUGACGAUGCCACAAAUACCGCCCUCCGAGAGCCGCCUCGUGGCGCGGGAAGCCCGGAACGUGAAAGCACCGCACCGUGUGGUACUCUGGUUUUAGGGUAGUUCACUGCCACCAAUUCUCCUUUCUCCAGAUAUUUUCUACCUGUUCAGACAUUUUAUUACACAACUCUGGCUCAGUUGGGACUUGAACCGAGGCCUCUUGGCUCAGAGUUAGAGACACUACCACUGCACCAUAAGAGCCUGUAAAAUCAUUAGCCUGCGUCUCUAGAUUUCUAGUCCAGUGAUGUUACCAGUACACCACUAUUCCCCCCACCUACUUUUUCUGCUCAGUCUGGGGCUUGUUUAAUUUUCAGUGAAAGAGGAUAGACCAUUAGUUAUUCAAAACAGAAUCGCAUGAUAACAAUAGGCACAAUUUACAUUACCUUAGUAGAACAGAAUUACCAAGGACUCUUGAGAACUGUGGCGAAGACAUCUGCUCCCUUCCGCAACUAUGCAGAUCUAAGCUGUCUCCUCCUAAAGACCAUGUAACAUUAUCAGAUUGGAUGGAGCUCAAUGUAACGUGAACAAUAAUUCCUUCAUAAGCAGUAUUGUAUACAGCUCAAAUAUUGAACGAAGGGGUCUUGAAGUUACUUUUAAAAACCUACAGUUAUGCGAUUGAAUGAUGUUCAUACCAUGCAGGUGACAAACAAUGACUACUUCCAAAAGGAGAUAACCUAACCGUUGCAUUUUGCCCUCAAUGGCAUUACUUCACUUAAUAGCCCCACCACCAACAUUCUGGGAGUUAUCACUGACCAGAAAUUGAACUGGACUCGCCAUAUAAAUGCUGUAGCUGCAAGAACAGGUCAGGGGUUAGGAAGCCUGCAGUGAGUAAUUCACCUGGCUCCCCAAAGCCUGUCCACAAUCUACAAGGCACAAGUCAGAAGUGUGAUGGA